Molecule: messenger RNA, 966 nt
Organism: Galeopterus variegatus (Sunda flying lemur)
Lineage: Eukaryota; Metazoa; Chordata; Mammalia; Dermoptera; Cynocephalidae
Gene: ISCU
Product: iron-sulfur cluster assembly enzyme
Exons: 5
Coding region: 100-600 (166 amino acids)
Biological process (GO): iron-sulfur cluster assembly; intracellular iron ion homeostasis
Cellular component (GO): cytoplasm; mitochondrial matrix
Molecular function (GO): ferrous iron binding; 2 iron, 2 sulfur cluster binding
Source: RefSeq, a predicted model, not a curated record
GGUGACGUCAGAGGGAGUGCGCUCUCAGCUCGGAGCCGACUCGCGGGCGCGCCCCUCCCCUCGGUGUCACUGGGGCCGGCGCAGGCGCAAGCCGGCAAAAUGGCGGCUGCUGGAGCGGGCCGUUUGAGGCGGGCGGCGUCGGCCCUGCUGCUUCGGAGCCCGCGCCUGCCCGUCCGGGAGCUGUCAGCUCCGGCCCGGCUUUACCACAAGAAGGUUGUUGAUCAUUAUGAAAAUCCUAGGAACGUGGGGUCCCUUGACAAGACAUCUAAAAAUGUUGGAACUGGAUUGGUGGGAGCACCAGCAUGUGGUGAUGUAAUGAAGCUACAGAUUCAAGUGGAUGAAAAGGGGAAGAUUGUGGAUGCCAGGUUUAAAACAUUUGGCUGCGGCUCUGCAAUUGCUUCCAGCUCGUUAGCCACUGAAUGGGUGAAAGGGAAGACGGUGGAGGAAGCCUUGACCAUCAAAAAUACAGAUAUUGCCAAAGAGCUCUGCCUCCCUCCUGUGAAACUGCACUGCUCCAUGCUGGCUGAAGAUGCAAUCAAGGCCGCCCUGGCUGAUUACAAACUGAAACAAGAACCUAAGAAAGGAGAGGCAGAGAAGUGAGCCUAUGAUGAAGCCUCCAGCAGGUCACAUCAUCUUUUGGCCCAUCCGUCACGCAGUCACCUUAGAUGUUCAGAAGCCCCUCGCACUGCAUAGAAGAGCUACAAGAUACGCACAGUAUUUGCUAUUCACAUUGUGACUCUAAUGCAAGCAAAAUACAAAGUUUAAUUGUUCUGAAUCCUGUGGUUUCUUUCAGCUCACUUUUAUCGCCUUAAUCUAGUUAAUGUAUAUUUUGAUUGUGUAUAUGAUCUCAGAACGGAAAUUGAUAAUGAAGUCUCAAGUUUUGAUAGCCCAUGAAAUGCAUAAAUAUCUAAUUUUACAUGGAGUGAUUUUGGGGAAGAUUACCAAUAAAAUGCCUUGGUCUGAUUA